Molecule: messenger RNA, 957 nt
Organism: Lepus europaeus (European hare)
Lineage: Eukaryota; Metazoa; Chordata; Mammalia; Lagomorpha; Leporidae
Product: olfactory receptor 5M5
Exons: 1
Coding region: 1-957 (318 amino acids)
Biological process (GO): G protein-coupled receptor signaling pathway; sensory perception of smell
Cellular component (GO): membrane
Molecular function (GO): odorant binding; olfactory receptor activity; G protein-coupled receptor activity
Source: RefSeq, a predicted model, not a curated record
AUGCUGGCACCCAAGAAAAUGGUCAGAAGAAAUUCCACCUUGGUGACUGAAUUUAUUCUCCUGGGAUUAACGGAUCGUCCAGAGCUACAGCCCAUCCUCUUCGUGCUGUUCCUGGUGAUCUACUUGAUUACCGUGGGAGGGAACCUUGGGAUGAUUGUGUUGAUUAGGAUAGAUUCACGUCUCCACACACCCAUGUAUUUCUUUCUUGCCAGUUUGUCCUGCUUGGAUUUGUGCUAUUCCACUAAUGUAAGUCCCAAAAUGCUGGUGAACUUCUUGUCCGAAAAGAAAACCAUUUCCUUUGCUGCUUGUUUAGUCCAGUGUUAUUUUUUCAUUGCCAUGGUGAUCACUGAAUAUUAUAUGCUAGCUGUAAUGGCCUAUGAUAGGUGCAUGGCCAUCUGUAACACUUUGCUUUACAGCAGCAAGAUGUCCACAGGUGUCUGUAUUCGCCUGAUUGCUGGCCCUUAUGUCUAUGGGUUCCUUAGUGGCCUGAUGGAAACCAUGUGGACAUACCAGCUGACCUUCUGUGGCUCCAAUGUCAUUAACCACUUCUAUUGCGCUGACCCGCCCCUCAUCCGACUCUCCUGCUCUGACACUUUCAUUAAGGAAACGUCCAUGUUUGUGGUAGCAGGAUUUAACCUCUCCAACUCUCUCCUCAUAAUCCUCAUCUCCUACACGUUCAUUCUCGUUGCCAUCCUGAGGAUGCGUUCUGCCGAAGGCAGGCACAAAGCAUUCUCCACCUGUGGAUCUCACCUGGUGGCAGUGACUGUGUUUUAUGGGACCCUGUUCUGCAUGUAUGUUAGACGUCCCACGGACAAGUCAGUGGAACAGUCCAAAAUCAUUGCUGUCUUCUAUACGUUUGUGAGCCCUAUGUUGAACCCCAUCAUCUAUAGCCUGAGGAACAAUGAUGUGAAACAAGCUUUUCGGAAACUAAUCAGAAGAAACGUGCUCUCCAAGUAA